UUCCCAAAAACCCAACCUCUCUCUCCAUCUCUAACCCAAAACCGAAACUCAACACAACACCCUCAACUCUCUCAUGGACUCGGCAGCUUCAUCUCCUCCCUAUCGCCACCACUCCCGCUCGGAGCCACCUUCCCGGACCAAAUCGGCGUCAAGGCUGGCCCAAGCCGAGAAGGUCCCUCAUCUCUCUCUGGGUCUAAUCCAAUCACCCUCACCCCCCUCUCGCAAAUCUUCUUCUCUCCCUCUUCAUGAGCUUCUGCUUCUCUCCCCUUCCCCGAACCCAAGAAGGUCCAAGACCCGUCUCGCCGACCGGUUUGACAUGCCGGACGAGCCCGCGGCGGAACCUGCCGGCCCACGACGGAGGUGCAAGAGCAGAGCCUCCCAGAUGGGCUCUCUGGGCUGUGCAUCGCCCAGGAUCACCAGAAGGUCAAGGAGGAGGUCGGAGGUUGAGAUUCGAGAAGAUAAGGAUUUGGGUUUGGGUGAAGAGGUUGUGAAGCCUGUGAGGAAGAGAAGGUCCAAGAAAGACAAGCUCAGCUUGGUUCUUAGUGUUCCUUCUCCAACUUUGUCUACAAUGGAUGAUGAGGAUGGAAGUAGUCUGGAGCGAAUUGGGCUGCUGUUGAAUGAUUUGAUUAUGUGGAGAGAUGUAGCAAGAUCAACCCUUUGGUUUGGUUUAGGCUCUCUCUUCUUCUUGUCUUCUUGCUUUACCAAAGGAGUCAACGUUAGCGUUUUCUCAGCGAUUUCCCAACUAGCACUUCUGUUCUUGGGUGCUUCGUUUGUCUCGAAUUCAAUCUCCCAAAGAAAUAGUAAUGAAAAGAAGCGUAAUUACUUGCUUAAGGAAAAUGAUAUCGUUGGUGUGGCCAAAAUGAUACUACCUGCUGUAAAUCUUGCAAUAGCAAGUACAAGGAAGCUAUUCUCAGGAGAGCCAUCAAUGACUCUCAAGGUAGCUCCAUUCUUUCUUCUAGGAGCAGAAUAUGGGCAUCAUAUAACAUUGUGGAGGCUCUCUAUGCUUGCCUUUUUUAUCAGCUUCACAAUCCCAAGGCUGUACUCAUGCUACUCCAUUCAAAUGAACCAAAGAGCUGAAUGCUUGAAAUGGUGGGUGUUGGAAGCAUGGGGAGCAUGCUCUCACAAAAAGAUUGUAGCAGCAUCAGCAAUCACAGCAUUCUGGAAUCUGUCUACGGUUAAAACCCGUAUAUUCACUGCAUUCAUAUCCAUUGUAAUUCUUCGUUACUGCCGACAACACAUGGUGCAAGUUAGGGAAGAAGAUGAAGAAGCAAAACAGGAGGAGAAGCAGCAGGACAUAGUGAUGGCAGAAGCAGAAGGUGAGGAGCAGCAGGAGCAGGCAUUAGUAGUGGCCGAAGUGGGCAAGCAAUGAUAUAUAGUCCAAUAGUCACCACAUCUCACACUAAUGUUUUUGUCUCUGAAAGUGUAUAAAAUAUGUACAAAUCAAACUGCCUUCCAAACUUCUCUUUGUGAAAAUAUCAUAAAUAAAAAUGAUUUCCAGAUUUCUGCCAGAAGUCAUAUUCAAAUGUGUAGAUCUCUGCACAGGAUUAUAAAUUACUUUCUCAAUAUAUAAAGAAAAAUGAUUGAACUCUA
Messenger RNA from Argentina anserina (silverweed cinquefoil), 1590 nucleotides. RefSeq names its product reticulon-like protein B17. The transcript is spliced from 8 exons. Lineage: Eukaryota; Viridiplantae; Streptophyta; Magnoliopsida; Rosales; Rosaceae. The record is from RefSeq and is a predicted model, not a curated record. Bases 74 to 1369 code for a protein of 431 amino acids.